AUGACAUCAGCAAAGCCAACAUCUCUGCCCUUUCAAAAAUGGACAGAGAAAGACGUCCACCGGUGGCUAAUGACAGAGGUCAAAGUUCAUGAGACUUGUGCAGACAAAUUCUGUGAAGAGGAAGUGUCUGGAGAUAUUUUAGUUGUCUAUAAUAAGGCAGAUAUAUUGGACUUGGGAAUAAAACAUGGUCCUGCUGUAAAAAUCACAUCUCAUCUCCAAAGUCUGAGAGAAGGAUCAGAACAUAUAUCACAGUUCCCUUCAUAUGUAGAAAACUGGACAAAGGAGCAAGUGAAGCAGUGGUUACUGCAACAUGUGAAGGCAUACAGCAAAUAUGCAGAACGGCUCCAUGAGGAAGACGUAUCUGGAGAUUGUCUUGUUUGCUUCAAGAAGGAGGACUUUCUGGACCUGGAAGUCAAACGCGGUCCAGCUGUAAAGAUUCUUGCAGAGCUCCGUCAGCUGAAAAAGAAACCAGAACCGACUCUGCAACCUAUCCCUGACACCAGCACUGACCAAAAGGAAGCUCCAAACCCCACUCAGCAUGAACUGAGCCUAGCUCGGGCCACAGCAACCAAACAACCAGAAACACAAAGCAAAAUUGAAGCAGACAACAUGGUGGAAAGUAAAUCUGAGAAGCCUCAGCUACCAUUCAAGAAAGCUUCAAAGGAGGAAAUUCAGCAGCCAAAGCCCAAAGACUUGGGGGCCAGGAGAAAAGAAACUGCCACAGUCCUACCGGACUUCACCAAGAUCACUGUGGAGAUCAAGAAAAUUCUAGACAACCUUUCAAAAAAUGACCUAAAACUAUUUCAUUUCUAUGAAUACAAUAAAUCCACGGAUAGAUCGAUUCCUAAAGGUAAACUGGAUGGCAAGGACACAAUGGACACCGCUCAAUUAAUGACUGGCCACUAUGGAAGCAAGGCUUUACAAGUCACACAAGACAAUCUAAAGGAAAUCAAUCAGCGUCAACUGGCUUAUGAGCUGGAAAACAAGAUGGGUCAACAGAAGAAGCAGUGCCUGCCAAAAGACAUACUGAAGAAAGAAGCUAACCAGGGUGACAAACUUAAGAAUUUGUUAACGUGUGGUGGGAACUCACUGGACAACUAUGACAGAUUUGUUGUUGUUGUGAACAAGAGCUGUCCAGAACAAGUGCAGUAUCUAGAGUUCUUGAAUAAGAUGAAACUGUUCUGUGUGUUAGACUUUGACCCCAGCUCUGUUGCUCCUGGUGGACUGUGUCAUUCCUACAAAGAGUCAAGAGUGGCCAAUCUGCAUAACCCAUCACAGUAUCAUGGAGAGACUGACUCCAUUAUAAAGAACCUUAACCUCUACAAGCAGACUAGCUGGGUCUUCUGCAACGGCAGACAUGACCUUGACAACGACUCUAACAAGGAGUUAGACUAUAAUAACUGGUUAAGAAAAUCUUGUAGAGAUGUAGAGCAGUUGGUUUCAUUCAUUUGCAACCCUGAAGUUCUCCUCCGUGGAAGAAGUCUCAUAAUAUUCCUCCUACUUUCACCUGUAGACACUGAGACAAACCCAAUCUUUGAUGUUUACAAGUCUUUCAUAAAACAAACUGAAGAGGAACGCAUCAUCUCUGUUUGUGAAUCUCAGAGCAUAUAUGAGAAAUGGAGGGAGUUAACACAAGAAAAGUGUGGCUCUAACAUUGACCCACGAUCCAUAUAUGAACUGACCCUCAGCGAGGUCAACGGCACAGUAAUGGCACUGGGACCAUUCAAUCCAUCAUCUGGAAGGCUACUACCCUCUUCUGACUCCAGUUUUGUUGUUCUAAAGCAGAAGGAUGAAGAUUUAAUGCCUGCUCUGGAAAUUGUAUGUCUGAAUCAGUGUGAAAACACCUAUGAUGAAAACAGUCAAGAGUUUCAUGACUUCAGGAUGAAAGUUGAGGAGGAAUUCUACAGAGGACGCACAGUCAACUGGUGGAACUUCUACGUCUGUGACAAAGACAAAGAAAAGCUAUUUGUCAAACGGGACAAGUAUAAAGAUGUUAAAAAGAUGAUCAGAUUUCAGUUGAGGAAUUCAAACAUGUGUGUUCUGCUAAAUCUGUUCCACCAUCCUGGCUGUGGUGGCACCACCUUAGCAAUGCAUGUUAUGUGGGAUCUCCGUCGAGAGUUCAGAUGUGCUGUGCUGAAAGACAAAACACUGCCCAAAUCAGAAGUUGCAAUCCAAGUUAAUAACCUCAUGAAGCUUGAAAGUGAGAGACCAUCUCCAGUUUUGCUGUUAGUUGAUGACUCAAAGGAAACAGGGGAUGCUUAUGAUCUUGUAAACAGCAUUCGUCAAACUGUAGAGGAUUACUCUAACACAACGGUGGAUGAUGCACAAAACUGCAAAGUCAUCAUCCUGAACUGCGUCCGUUCCCACAGCCCCAGGGAACAGUACAUGCGACACAAUCCAAGUCAGUUCAUUACUGCUUCACUGAGUCCAGAUGAACAAAAUCAUUUUGAGAAAAAACUCGGAGAGCUCAAAGAAACUCAUGAAAAACCUGAAAACUUUUACAGCUUCAUGAUCAUGAAGAGCAAUUUUGAUGAAAAAUACGUCAAUGAUCUUGCUUGUAACACACUGGAGAACUUUGAUUUCAGCCAAAAGGAGGCCCAACUGUUUGCCUUCCUGGCAUUACUGAACACCUACGUGGCAGAAUCUGAAAUCUCUCUCUCACUCUGUAAAGAUUUUUUGGGGAUGAAAAUGAUACAAUGGAUAGAGGACAAUGUAAUGGACAGAAUGAAGCCAUAUUCAAACUUUCUCAUCAUGGAAACAGUUGAAGAAUGGGGAGGAUACAAAGGAAUCAGAAUCCUUCAUCACUCCAUAGCAUCUGCAUGUCUGAAAGAGUUGGAGCGAAGCUUCUAUUUAAAAGUGAGUGAUAUCACUAUGGCAAUUCUUUACCUUGAUCUGUUCUUCAGUGUUCAAGUUGUCAAACACAGAUUCAUGCUCUCAAUUCAACAAAUGUUGAUUGAAAGGCAGCGCAGGAAAGAUGGAGAUGAGAGAGAACUAUUUUCUCCACUCAUAGGCAAAAUCCACAGCCAGCAAGGAAGAAAAACUGUCGAAGAAAUCUUUGUGAAAGCAUCAUCCAGGUUUGUGACAAGUGCAUCUAUUCCUCAGGCACUGGCAAGAUAUUUGUACAUCAAUGAGCAUGACUAUCCAGAGGCUCUAAAAUGGGCUGAAAAGGCCAAAACCAUAAAAAAGAACCCAUACACAUGUGACACGAUUGGGCAAAUUCAUAAAAGCAAUUUAAAAUCCAACAUCAACAGAGAAAAGCAGGAGACGUCAUGCAAUCCAGACAACUUGAACACAAACAUUAAAAUCGCGGAUAAUGCUAUCAAAGCAUUCAAAAGGGCUCAAGAGCUGGCCGAUGAACAGGAUGAACCUGAGGAAGACACUGCUGAUGAUGAGUCAGAUGACUUUCCGAGAAAGUCAUAUAAUGUUUUUGGCUAUGUGAGCAUGCUGGAAAUAGCUUUCCUCGUCUUUGAGAUACUGAGCAGAUUGCCAUUCUUUGAGGAAAGUGAACCAAUGAAGAAGAGGUACUUGAUGAGUUUCCUGGAAAACAAAAUGGAAAUCACCAAUGUGCAUAAAGAGGACAAUGAGAUCAACAACAGAUACACAGAGAUCAUCAAGGAACAUGCACAGUUUCUCCCCAAUUUGAAAACUGAAGCAAAAGAAACAUUUGACCAUCUUAACGGUUACUUUACAUUUUUGAAAGGGAACAAUUCAGAAUUUGAUUCAAAGAAUCAUCGGACUGUCUGUGGUCUUUUCAAAAAGUAUGUGGCUCUUUUUUGCACUUCACCAGAGGAAAAUAAAAAAGAACGACAAAGCAAUACUAAUCUCAAUUUGGAAAUUGAUAUUCAAGAAAAAAGAUUGUUUCUUGAAGAGAAACAAGCAGAUACAUUCGCAGGGAUUCUUCAGCAUAUAGACAAACCUGCUGAAGAGAUUGAGAGGAUCACAGAAUGCUAUGCAUUCUUACAGAGACAACAACAACAGCUCAUCAACAAAAAACAGAAGACAAGAGAAACGAUCAAUUACAUUCUGUCAAACAUAGUUCUUUACCUUUUGAAACCAAAAUCUAAUUAUGUAAAGAGCCAGAAACACCUCUCUGAUCUACUGUCGAAAACUCUACAAGAUGUAGGACUUGGGUAUCCCUUCCCGGACCCAUACUACCUGGCUCUGCUGUUACUCUGGCCAAGUCCAACUCAGGAAAACACAGAUGUUGGGACAUAUGUUACUGCCAUUCGAAACUCAUCCCGCAAACAUCUGUCAAAAUUGCUUCGAAAGAGGAGCACUAUUGCCCACUUCUACUUAGGAAAGGGAGAAGGACUUAAUAGGUUUGUUUCUAAACCUAAACUGGAUGAGACUUUUCUGCCUAAAAUGCCUCGUGGUAUCUUGGCACAGCUGUGGUGGAAUGGAGACAUAUUUAAGGAACAAAGAAUCACCAGCCGCCUUCAUCGAGUCAGUGGAUUCACACUCGAAGGACAGCUGUUUGCCAAUUAUGGCAAACUGAAAAUCCCUGUGCGUCCUGCUCUUAUUGGUAAAAUACGACAGGGUUUCAGUACAGAAAAGGUUUCCUUCUACCUUGGUUUUGCAAUCAAUGGACUCCUUGCAUAUGACAUCCAGUAUGAAAACUAGGGUAGUUGAUUGUAGAGACACAUGAACUGUACAACAUGAAAUAUG
Centropristis striata (black sea bass) is the source of this 4665-nucleotide messenger RNA. RefSeq names its product sterile alpha motif domain-containing protein 9-like. The coding region runs from base 1 to 4620 and encodes 1539 amino acids. Gene Ontology annotation, cellular component: cytoplasm. Gene Ontology annotation, molecular function: protein binding. The record is from RefSeq and is a predicted model, not a curated record. Lineage: Eukaryota; Metazoa; Chordata; Actinopteri; Perciformes; Serranidae. The transcript is spliced from 3 exons.